CCACUUCCUGGUGACCAUCAUCGAUGCUAAGGAGUUCUUUGAGUACACGCCGGGUGUGCUGCGUGCCUACGUGAAGCCAAAGCACCUGGAUGCCCUGACCUUCACGCUGCAACCGGUCAUCGAGACCCGCAUGGGCUGCAAGUUCAUCUGGGGCGAAGUCAAGGAGCUGAAUGGCGAUGAGAAGACCGCCACCUACAAGCCCAUGUUCCAGUCGGGACGGGAAACCAUCGACUUCGACUACUGCCUCAUCUGUGCCGGCUGCAACUUUGGCCCUUUCCACAAGUGGGGCGAAUCUCUGUGGUUCCCGACCAUCCACGAGGACGCCCGGCCUGAAGGCUCCUGGCCGCACCUCGAUGAGCGAUUCUUGGAAGGUCGUCGCAGGCACAUCCUGGAGGAGUUCAACGUGAUCAAGGGCCUGAACGACCGCGCUGCUUCGGUGCUGGUGGUCGGUGCAGGCUUCAUCGGUUGGGCCACGGAGAUCCAGCAUUUCUUCCCAAAGGUGAAGCUGACGAUCAUCGACUUCCUGCCGCAGCCGCUGGGCCCGCUGCCCGCCAACGCGGCCAAGUACUGCGAAAAGUACAUGGCGAAGGUGGGCAUCAAGCAGUUCUACAACACCAAGUACGAUGCUAAGGACCCUGAGUUCUGGAAGAAGAUCGAGCUGCCCUCUGGGCCCGACAAGGAGUACGUCUGUAUCGGUGUCAAGGCUUCGAACUACUUCAUGCCCAAGGAGACUCUCAGUGAGAAGGGCCCUGGUGGUGGUGGCUGGAUCCUGAUGGAACAGAAUCUGGCCGUCAAGACCCGCGACGGCAAGAGGUGGGGAGCUGACGAGAAGGGCCACCCGCGCAUCUACGCAGUGGGCGACUGCAACUACUCCUGCGUUGAGGAGCCCGGCAAGAAGCCCAACGAGUGGCCCAUCCCACCAAUCCCGAAGAUCUCGUACCCAGGAGAGGAGAUGUGCAUUGUGGCAUGCACGAACAUCGAGAAGAUAGACAGGCUGCUCUUCCAGAACAAGACUGUCGACUGCUGCGGCGAUCCCCUGAAGAUCGCCAACAUGCAUUGGCCAUGGGGUGCAGGCAUGUUUGCCACCUCAUUGGGCCCGGACGACGCCUGCUUCGUGGCCGGUGCCAACUGGGAGAAGAACUCUGGCCUUAUGUGCGUCUGGGGACAGGUCUGCGCUGUGCAGAAGGAAGUCAUCGAGGCCUCCAAGACCGAUGAGUGUGCCUACGGCUUCAUCGGCCGCUGCAUCUGGUACUUCGUGCACCACACACCCGUGCACCUCUUCGGCGGCGGCCCCCGCUGGGGCUACUAG
Molecule: messenger RNA, 1309 nt
Organism: Symbiodinium pilosum
Lineage: Eukaryota; Dinophyceae; Suessiales; Symbiodiniaceae
Source: the annotation of a GenBank genome assembly